Molecule: messenger RNA, 2134 nt
Organism: Paramuricea clavata
Lineage: Eukaryota; Metazoa; Cnidaria; Anthozoa; Malacalcyonacea; Plexauridae
Source: the annotation of a GenBank genome assembly
AUGCCUGGAUUAGAAGCAGCUUUUGAGGUGAGUUAUAGCUACCGCCAUUGUAGAAUAAUAUUUCUAUCGUGCAAUUUCUUCUUUACGACUUAACUUAACUUUGACCUUUGUUUGCAUUUUAAAAAUCUUCGACUCUUUGAAGAUCUAUAGAAUACUGGUUAUUUAUCUGCAUUCGGUUGGACGAAAGGCACAAUAGCGCUAUCCACCGGAUAGUGACUUUUUCAAGCUUUCUCAAAUCAGCCGUUUAUUGGUUUAACCCAGAUUAAAGUUUUGUUUUAUAAACAAAGAAGUUAAGUAAGUUAUUUGGUGGGAGGCAACGACCGCAGCGUGUCCGUUAACGACCUGGGGAUGCUCGUUAGCAAUUCAACUUCUUCAGGAAUAUAACUUCGCACCGAGGAUUUUCAUUAACGCAAAUCCUUCGUCUUUGUGUUAAAAUUAGCAACAAAAACGAAAGAAUUUUCGUAGAAGUAAUUCGUGGAAGAAGUUCGUCACUCAACCAAACUUGGUUGUCAUGAAAAAGAGACUAAACUGUACUUGAACUCAUUUUGCUUUAAUAAAAGUCUUUGGAAGAGUUUACGCUGUCAUGUCCUUUGUUUCAAACUGUACUUUGUCCUACGAAACUUGAAUGGAUUAUUAUGGAUAGUAAACCCCGCGUCUUCUGCACUUCAACCAUGACUAUAAGAUUUUUCACCAGCUUAAUUAGCCGAAUUCUUAUUAAAGAUGGGAAACAGACAAACUCGUCAGGAAACUCUGAAUAUAAAUUUGGGAAUGUCCAAAGAUGGAUUAUUUUUAAUUCUGGGUUCAAAUAUAGGCUACUGGCAGUGUUGAAGUUCAGUGUCUAUUUUUACAUUCAUUACAUGACGCAGCUGUUAUAAAAUAACCGAAUUUACAUUAGAGACGGGAAAUUCGUCUUAGACUGAAAACUCGUGUGAUAUAAAUCCAGCAACAGACGAAUUUUCUCUCUCUAUUUUUCCAUUUAACUUCCCCAUCCGGACUGGAAAGUUAGAUGGGAAUCUCGUCUAGACGAAGUACUCCUCUUAAAAUUCGCAUUCGGACGGAUAAAUGAGACGGAUAAAGCACAUAAAAAACUGGAACUAGAAUUAUAGAGAUAAACAUAUAAAAUCAUAUCGAGAUAAACAUAUAAAAUUAUAUAUAAAACCAAUAAUCUACAACUUCCAUUCGAACAACCGAUGCCUGAUCUUAAAAGAUGCGCUUUCAAAAUCCCCUGGUCACGUUGGUUCCGUUGUUGAUAUAAUGUAGCUAAAUAUAAAAAUAUGUAACUAAAUCUCUCUCCAACUUUAGCCCCCAACAUCAACGAUACCAACAUUCAUUUAUCACGAUGUCGAACAUGAACGCGUCAGCAGUCAUGGCGUCAUAGGUCACGAAGUCCUCAAUGAAGAUGACAGUCCAGUAAGAUUGGAGAUCAGGCAAAGCAUUGAACCCACCAUGAAUCAGGAAUAUAUGUAUGAUUUUGGAAAUGGAAAUAAUAAGACAAAACCGGUAAAUAUGCUAAUUUGUUCAAGGUUAGGUACUAUAAAGCACUAUCGCGCAGCAGAUACAAAGGCUCUUUUCCUCUUUUCGCAGUGGAAUUCAUCAUUUGUUUACUUUUUUCACCCAAUUUCCUUUGAAUAUUUCUAUAUUUUGAAAUAGAAUUUUCGAAUUCAUCUUUUAAUAAUUUUUGUUGAAGCCUUUGUUUCCUUUUUUCUGAAACACUGCCAAGGUGAAUCACGCCAUCUUGGAACAAUAAAUAUUCGAUAUUUCUAUCCCAGGUUGAGUACGAGGACGUAGAAAAACGCCGCGUGAGACGAGAAAGAAAUAAACUAGCAGCGUCAAAAUGCAGAAAGAAACGAAAAGAUCAUGUACGAAAUCUUGUCGAGGUAAAAAUAUCUUGAAUUACUUCUAGUUAAACUAGGAAACAUUGUCGUUUUUUGUUGCAGAAACAUUUAAAGAUCUCCAUUUCCUUCUUGUAUUGUUUUUCUAGUCUUAUGAAGAAUUGGAAGAGUGCAACAAAAACCUGGAAACAGAAAUUGAAAAACUUCAUAGUGAGAUCAGAGAGCUGGAGAAAAUGCUCGAUACACAUCCGUGCACGCGCUUGCUUUAUACAGAGACUGGGAACAAUAUCGUCUUACAAUGA